Molecule: messenger RNA, 2491 nt
Organism: Topomyia yanbarensis
Lineage: Eukaryota; Metazoa; Arthropoda; Insecta; Diptera; Culicidae
Product: phosphatidylserine lipase ABHD16A
Exons: 9
Coding region: 319-1866 (515 amino acids)
Biological process (GO): phosphatidylserine catabolic process; monoacylglycerol catabolic process
Cellular component (GO): endomembrane system
Molecular function (GO): glycerophospholipase activity; monoacylglycerol lipase activity
Source: RefSeq, a predicted model, not a curated record
UGUAUGCAUACGCAUAGUAGUGUUGGAUAAUUUAUUUUCCCCAUGUGUCAUGUUGUUAGAUAAGUCGUCAAUAAUUGUUGUGCUGUUGGUGGAUUUUACUUACAGCAGCACUACAGAAAGUCGUGUUUUUAUUAAUAUAUUCGAGUGAGCUAAGAAACAAAGUUGUACACUUUGAUAAUUAAUCCGAGUAAACUUGUGCUAUUCGAAAAAGUGAGAUUGCAUUACGAUUUCGAAGGAGCCUGUAUUUAUGGUGUCACAUAUCUGUAAUUGGCACUUUCCUUAGUACUACAGAAAAAAACUCUAUCAUCGGUAGGAACUAUGCCAUUCUACAAGUACCUCUUCUCCCCGAAACUCUUCAAAGAGUACGACGGAACAAAGGAGGUGUAUGAACCAGGACCAUUGGAAAAAUAUGGAGAUCAACUGCUGACAGCUCUGAAUUUGAUGUGGAGCUUUGGAUACUACACAUCGCCGCUGUUAAUCACAUUCCUCUACCGGCGGGGUUACUUUGUGGCGGAUUCCGUCGGUACGUUGGCCAAGUUCACGACCGGCAUUGGACUGCUAGUGGCUGUAUCCCUGUGCAUGCGUGGACUUGGUCGGUCCAUGAACUUAGUCUACGUCCGAUUCGCCGAGUGUCUCGAGAGCGCCAAACGUAACGAGAAAUCCUCGGAGGAGAAGAACCACAUUCGAAAGUAUGACUUUGACUUCAAACAUUGGCCGGUGGACUUUACCGUGACGAACAGUGUACAACGGGUGCAAUUGUCUCGUAAUAAGCCACUGUGGAUCUCAUCCUUACCUUGCCAGAUUGUAGCUUAUUUGGCGAUUCAUAGUUUUGGUAUUCGAAUGAUAUACCCUGGAUCGGUACGUUUGGUGCAGAGUUAUAUCGAGCCAAUGCUGCUCCAGGGUCGCACUAAGCUGAUCACUGAAAACGGCGGCAAACGUAACAAGGUUAAAACGGCAGAUGGCAAUGAAAUCGAUACGGUGUUUGUUGACAAUCGUAACAAAAGCAGCAAUGGUCGUACGUUAGUAAUCUGCUCGGAGGGUAACGCUGGUUUCUACGAAAUCGGUAUCAUGUCAACCCCGCUUGAUUUGCGAUACUCGGUGCUCGGAUGGAACCAUCCUGGAUUUGCAGGAAGUAGUGGCCGUCCAUAUCCCGACCAGGAUCAGAACGCAGUUGAUGCAGUGCUACAGUUUGCGCUUACUGAUUUGGGUUUCACACCCGAGAACAUCAUUUUAUAUGGUUGGAGUAUUGGGGGUUAUUCUACGUUGUACGCAGCUUCGCAAUAUCCGGACGUAAAGGGUGUUAUUCUGGAUGCCACUUUCGACGACGUACUGCAACUGGCACUGCCUCGGAUGCCAGAAAGCGUUUCCAACAUCGUAAAGAUUGCCGUUAGAGACUAUGUAAAUCUUAAUAACACGGAAUUGAUCUCGCAGUACAACGGCCCCGUAUUGCUAAUUAGACGUACAGAAGAUGAGAUCAUUUGCUCGGAAGAUGGCAAUCUUGGUACGAAUCGCGGCAACUUCUUACUAAUCAAUAUGCUUAAACAUCGUUUCCCUAAUAUCUUCAAACCCGAACAAGAAAAUCUUUCAAAAGAGAUUUUAGCGAAGCCCGUUGAAUUCAUUAGAAGUGAUUCGAAUGAACUCUGCCUCUCUCUAUUGAUGUCCUAUUUAACGGAUAACGGAAACUCGCGAAGUUAUCCCAUCGAAAUCGGAGAAGAUUAUACCAGUGAGCAACGAGAUUCCAUGGCUAAGUUUUUGAUUAAAAAACAUCUACACGACUAUAAGUCCACUCACUGCACCCCACUUCCCGGUGAGCACUUCCUGUCACCGUGGGAAAUUCCAAAUGAUACCGAUUUCGUUUUCACAUAAGCCUGAAAGGUUUUCGAAACGCGUCCAAAAUAUGCCGUACCGCAACACUAGACGAUUACGUUCCAGUACUAUUCUCAAUUGCUAAGGUAUAAAAAUUAGAAGAAAAAAAAACGAAAUUUGGUAUAAGGUAUGUUUAUGUAAUGUUUUCAAAAAAUUACUAUUUGUGGCAUUGGGAAUAGCGUCAGAUACUAAAGUUUCAUUCAAUGGUGCAUAUUGGAGAAUAGUUUUACUGCGUUCCGCAUAUUAACUGAAAUUAAGCUACUACAGUGGCAAUAGAAGCGACACUCUCAACUAUUUAUUGGUAGAUUUUAAGAUUGCUUGCAAUAGGACUAAAAACAUUCACAACUCAAUGUUAGCAAGGUAUGGAUUUCAUCGAAAGAUAGCGUUAGCGACUGACUUGUUCAAUUUCAAACUAUAUUACCCUCAGAGUCAUCGGAAUCUACAUUACUCAUAACAUGAACUCUUUUGGGAAUCAUCGGUAUGAGGUCUACGGCGAUUAAUAGAACCGAAACUAUGAAGAGGAUCUUCAGAUGAAAUAUUUUUGUGAUUGAACAUUUUAAAAUGUGGCCCAAGAAUAGUUUGAAAGAAAGAAUAUAAAUCAGUAAUACACUAUUUAGAAGCUUGA